This is a messenger RNA of Thlaspi arvense, 573 nucleotides long. The record is from the annotation of a GenBank genome assembly. Lineage: Eukaryota; Viridiplantae; Streptophyta; Magnoliopsida; Brassicales; Brassicaceae.
AUGAAAGGGGACAAGAGGAAGAUCAAUUCGAUUUUCGACAACUGCCAUGAAACUGCGUCUCAGGAGGAUUUUCUACGGAGAUGCGGCUUUGCACAACGAGGGGUUCUUCCAGAUUCCGAUCCCUCCGUCGGAGUCUCGCCACCGUUAAACGACGGGAUUUCACCUCGCCGUGUAUCCGAUGAUUCUGAGUCGGAUAGUAGUAUGAUCGGUUACGGAGAGGAUUUGGUUGAGAGUCAAGCGAUUCGGUUCGUCUCUCCGCCGCAAAGCGCGGAUACCGUUGAUUUCGAGGAGGAUGCGGCGGAUCGGACGGUUCCUGUGGAAUCAGAAGCUGGUUCAAUUGCUUUGGAGAAAUCAGGUAAUCUGCUGUUGUUAAUGGAUCGACCAUGGUCAUCUUCAGGGAAUCGUGGUGAUGAGAGGUCGGAAUCUCCAGCAAAGAAACUGAAAAUUCCUUUGAGGGAUGUUGUGAAAGCCAUAGUUAUGAAUUCGAGGAACGUAGAGGAAGAAGACAAAGAGACUGAGAAGAUGAGCUGCGUGCAAGUCCUCGUCAAGAAGGGAUUCAAGUUCCCAUCAUGA